Molecule: messenger RNA, 324 nt
Organism: Humulus lupulus (European hop)
Lineage: Eukaryota; Viridiplantae; Streptophyta; Magnoliopsida; Rosales; Cannabaceae
Exons: 2
Coding region: 1-324 (107 amino acids)
Source: RefSeq, a predicted model, not a curated record
AUGGACAUGGUUGCAAUAGGACAACAACGAAUGCUUCAAUUGCAUGAGCUAGAAGAAAUACGCAAUGAAGCAUAUGAGAGCUCGAGAAUCUAUAAGGAGAAAACCAAAGCUUUUCAUGACAAACAUAUUCUUCGAAAGAGUUUUGUGGAAGGUCCGUUUACUGUCACCAAGGUUUUUCCUCAUGGAGUGGUCGAAGUUGUAAGUCCAAGUACAGAAAAGUCAUUCAAGGUGAAUGGUCAGAGAUUAAAACCAUAUUACGAAUCAAUGGAGAAAGAACAAGCUGCUGUGAUUCACCUCAUUGACCUGGUAAAUGUUGAUGAAUGA